Messenger RNA from Hypoxylon fragiforme, 4854 nucleotides. RefSeq names its product Golgi CORVET complex core vacuolar protein 8-domain-containing protein. The transcript is spliced from 3 exons. The coding region runs from base 1 to 4854 and encodes 1617 amino acids. Gene Ontology annotation, cellular component: late endosome; HOPS complex. The record is from RefSeq and is a predicted model, not a curated record. NCBI's taxonomy places the organism in Eukaryota, Fungi, Ascomycota, Sordariomycetes, Xylariales, Hypoxylaceae. Gene Ontology annotation, biological process: endosomal vesicle fusion; protein targeting to vacuole. Gene Ontology annotation, molecular function: protein binding.
AUGGAUAUUGAUCAUAUAGAUCUGUCUCCUAACGGGGAUGCGGCAUCGAGCGACGAUGACACAAUCAAGGGAGAUGGAGACGGAAACCAAAUAGCCGAAAUUAUCGAAGAAGAACGGCAAGAUAUUGUAUCUGAGAAACCUAUUGAGACUGGGACUAUCGCGAACCGGUACCAACAAUUAUUAAGGGACCGCGACGAUGCUUCUGAGGAGGGGUCUAAUGAGGGUAUACCCCGAAGGGCUGGAAGUCCAAUCGACUCGUUGCUCUCCGUGCCGGACGACUCACCUUCCAUUCAGGGCUCCUUGAUAUCUUCCCCUGGAAGUAGUAGAGUCCCGUCUCUUGCUUCGCGACCUGGGCUUAGCAGUCCUACGCCCUCUUUCAGGCCAUUUGACCGACGGUUCCAAUCCCGUAUAUCAUCUCCUUCCGCGCUAACUCCACGGCCAUCGUCACCUUCCUUUCUUUCUGGACACAGCAGACAAGUGUCCAUUAGCAGUCAAUUCUUAUUCGAUCCUGGCGAGACCGAAACCCCCUCGCCGCCGUGGGAAGUUGUACGAUGGACGAAACUGAAAAAGUUGAACGGGCAAGCCUUCUCUGAAGCUGGAAAGCGCAAUUUUGGUUCUCCUACUUGUUUAGCCAUUUCUGCUUCCAUUGUCUUGGGAACAUCCAAGGGCAUAAUCCUAAUGUUUGAUUACAACCAAAAUUUAAAAAUGAUUAUUGGUCCAGGCACAAAAGCCGUCGAAUCGGGGCCUAUUACUGCAAUCGCUAUAUCCGCAGACUAUACCACUAUAGCUGGCGGACACGCGACAGGAAACAUAUUCACUUGGGAUACGAGCCGGGUCUCUCGGCCGUUCCUACAUAUUCCGCCCCUUGAUGCGCUUCAGCUACAAAACCGGACGAUGGAUGGCCACAUGCCGAACGUGUCAGUAAUUCAUCUAGGAUUCCUAGGUACUAGACAUACUGCCUUAGUUUCUGCCGAUGAUCAUGGCAUGGCCUUCUCUCAUCUUGCUACCCGGGGUACGGGUGCCCUCGGGCGAACAGUCAAGACGGUCCGGAUACUUGGCCGAUACCCUGAUGCUCCUCCUCCCUCUUCAGGCAAACCCCUUAAACCCAGCACUGUGCUCGCAUUUUCCCCGUUACCACUCGGAAAUAUAGAGCGAGCAACAGAUUCGAUGGGCCUCACAGCAAUGCUCACCCCUUAUCUACUUGUCGUAGUCUCCACCACUCCAGUUGCACAAACCCAACACAAAUCAGCCAGGCCAAAGGAUGUAGCACCACAUAGUGCUAUGACGGGGUGUUUAGCAUGGUUCCCUGCCGUCAAGUUAAAGGUACCAGAUCCCAAUACUGGAAGCACCAUGUCUAAAGUCAAACUUGUCUACUGCUGGUCGAACGUGCUCACCGUCUUAGACGUAGAUGAGAUGGAAUCGGAUGACAAAGAUAAGCCGCCGCCACUGAAGUUCAAGGCACGCAGUAGAUGGAAGUGUGAAGAAGCAAUUGUUGCGGUUCAAUGGCUCAGUCGCUCAGUACUUACAGUGUUGACCAUUACUCAAAGACUUAUUGUCCUCGAAGACCGCUCCAUGAGGAUGACGGAGGCAUUUGAUCUCAUCCACAAGUACAUCUAUCAUGCUGACCUCUUCUCCUCUCAACUACACAAUCUCGUUGAGCAACUCGAUGAGGACGAUACGUCAAUGCAUGGCGUUGUCGCGGAUGCCUUUUAUAUGAGUUUGAAGGCGUAUAAGGGCCGCAUCUUUCUAUUAGGCUUCAACGACGUGUCUAUCGGCGCUUUAUCGAACUGGGCGGAUCGACUCAUAGCGUUGAUGGAGAACGGUGAUUAUAUCGGCGCAAUACAACUCGCGACAUCAUACUAUACGGGCGAUGCUAACAAGUUGACUGUUGGAUUACCCGAAGACGCCACCCUGAGGCACCGUAUGGUACAUGACAAAGUGAUGGAGAUAAUGAGUGCAUCACUUAAAUAUGCCUUUGGACAGCGGCAAAAGAAUAAGGCCUCGGUAGACGAUCAGCAUCUGAGACAUCUUGCCGAGACUUGUUUUGUUGCCUGCCAAAGCGUUGGCGAUCUUGACUUCCUUUUCGAUGAGAUGUACGAAUGGUACGAAGAUGCUAAUGUCGAGGGCAUCUUCCUAGAGGUACUAGAACCAUACAUUCUUGAAAAGACUAUUUCCACUGUGCCGCCAACCGCUGUCAAAGCAAUGGUCCAUCACUAUGUUAGCAAGAGCUGGGAGAGCCGGUUAGAAGAGAUGAUCUGCCACAUGGAAACGACCACUCUCGACAUCGACCAAACAACCUCUCUUUGUAAGCAGCAUGGCCUCUACGAUGCGCUUAUAUAUAUUUGGAAUCAGGCAUUGCAUGAUUACAUCACACCUCUAAUCGACCUUCUCACCCUCUUAAUACCACUGGUACAGAAUGCCGAGUAUUCGAACUCCGGACAAUUGAUGGAAGACGAGAUAUUCGGGGUCAAUGCACUUAAGAUGUUCCCAUAUCUGUCAUAUACAUUGACUGGGAGGAUAUAUCCCACAGGCGAACGGAUGGAAACCGGAGUGGCCUCGCAAGCCAAGGCUGAACUGUAUUGGUUCCUCUUUUCCGGGAAGAGUAUCGCCUGGCCGAAAGGGAACACCAAGACCUUCCUUACUCGUCCAGCGCAAUCCGUGGAACCAUCAUUUCCAUACCUCAGGAUGAUAUUGCAAUACGAUGCGCCAAGUUUCUUGAGUGCGUUGAACGAAGCGUUCGAGGAUUCAUUCUUGAAUGAUUCUCAGGAGAAACACCUCAACGGUGGUACAGGGAAAGAUCUUCCGGAAGAACAGAUAUUUGGUUUAACAGUCGAUCGCCAAUAUGUCGUGUCCAUCUUGCUGGAGAUCAUGAACCCCAAUGAUUUCGCGCCGGAAGACACCAUCUAUCUAGACAUGUUCAUCGCACGAAACAUCCCCAAGUUCCCCCAGUACCUCCUUAUACCAGGUUCCACUCUCGAUAAGGUAUUGGCUGGACUGUGCAAUUAUCCGGGGGCCGACUUAGCAGAAGACGCCCAACUGAGUGCUGAGUACCUGCUUUCGAUUUAUCAACCGCCAGACGUAUCCCUGUUGAUUCCUUUAUUUAAGAAAGCUGGGUUCUACCGCAUCUUAAAACGGAUAUACAGAAAUGACAAGCAGUACGGGAAAUUGCUAGAGACAUAUUUUGAGGAUCCAGAAGACCAAGCAGAGGUUUUCGGAUGUAUUGCUGAGUGUCUACGAUCACAAGCCAGUCUACCGAAGAGGCAAAUCCAAGAUAUUCAUGAUGUUAUCAAAAGAUACUCACAAGAAUUAGUGGAGAUCGACCCAGUUCAAGCAGCUCUGUCGGUAGCUAGGUAUGCUCCCGACUUGCACGGCUCGGUUCUAGAUUCGCUUGAUGAGGGUUCCGAAAUACAAUACGCUUAUCUCCAAGCUCUUCUCGAGCCCGAUUCUGAAACUUUGGAGAAGUCGACGACCACUUAUGACCGGAAAUUCAUUGAACAAUAUGUACAGCUCAUGUGCCGAUACGAUCCUUCACAUGUCUCCGACUAUGUUGGCAUGGUACAGGCUACGAAUUUGCGGCUCGACAGGCUAUUGCCAACCAUGGAAGACACGGGGGUUAUUGACGCUGCCGUUAUUCUCAUGGCACGCGAAGGGCAAGUACAAGAUGCUAUGGGUCGUUUGACUAGGCAUCUAGAGACGCUAGAGUCAGCGCUUCAAGGCCUAGUUGCAGAUGCAGACGACCAUGCCGAAGACCUAGAUGUACAUGAGACUGCUGAAGAUAUUCUCAGGGGAUUACAAAAGUACACACACGUGGGUAUUUGGCUAUGCCAAGGGCAGAUGAAAACGACCAAAAAGCUCAAUGCGGUUGGCCGACGAAAUUCACCCUCGCCCAGUGAACUUUCUCCCGACGAGGCAUUAUGGCUGGAAUUGAUAGACACGACGGUUCAGAUCACACGCCGCCUGUCGUCCGUUGUUGCACCAUCUAACCCAGGUAGAGUGUCGAGCACGGCUUCGCCAACACCACUUCUUGAUAGUGACAAACUAGUGGCACUCUUACGCUCACUCGUGCAGCAUACCUUCACGGCACUUAUGACGGCAACGUCUACUCAAGGUCCGGCCCAGUCUGCAAAUCGAUUGGUCACCAGUUCAGGGAACAGCCUCACAUUUCUUCGGAUCCUCCGAGCCUUUCUGACUCGUGCCGCGACUACAUCUCCGAACCUCGCCGACCUACGAGCUGUCUUGACCUCCAUCUUCUCAGCGUACGCUUACGAGGAGUCGAUAUUACAGCUUUCCAACCGAUUACUUGAGCAGCAAUUAUUCAUCAAUGUUAAGGAGGCCACGAAUAUCCGGCAACGCGGGUGGCGACCUCGGGGUUCAACGUGCGAAGGUUGUGGAAAGCGGGUUUGGGGACCGGGCGUGGCUGGCAAUGUUUUCGAGGCGUGGGAAGAGAAACAGGCUAUGGAGAAAAAGCGACGAGAAGAGAAGAAGGCUGCCCUAGCGAGUCGAGCUCUCGAGCGUGGUAAGGGUAAGGCAGAAAUCCCGCAGAGAGAGAUGGAGAGCUAUGCAGAUAAAGGGAAGGGCAAAAGCACGGAUGCAAGCGAUGGGCCAGGUCUACCAACAGAACAGGAUGCGAACGGCAAACAAAAUGUCCAAGGUUCAGCCAACGAAACCAAUGGAGACACGUACGCUCGCGGAAAAGAUCAACCACCUCUUGGACCACUUGUUGUUUUGGCAUGCAGGCACAUAUAUCACAAAGCCUGCUUGGACGCGCUGCAGACGAAGCAGGGACCUCACGGCCAUAGAGAAGUGGACGAGUUUGGCCGUGAGGCAGUGUACACAUGCCCCGUCGAUGGUUAG